Messenger RNA from Drosophila grimshawi, 3671 nucleotides. RefSeq names its product importin-4. Gene Ontology annotation, cellular component: cytoplasm; nucleus. NCBI's taxonomy places the organism in Eukaryota, Metazoa, Arthropoda, Insecta, Diptera, Drosophilidae. The coding region runs from base 136 to 3396 and encodes 1086 amino acids. Gene Ontology annotation, biological process: protein import into nucleus. Gene Ontology annotation, molecular function: nuclear import signal receptor activity; small GTPase binding. The record is from RefSeq and is a predicted model, not a curated record. The transcript is spliced from 8 exons.
UAUUCAGCCCUAGUGCAAAACACAUUUUCGCAAAUUCGCCAGAAGUCGUUUUGUGCGCUCGUGCUUCGGCGGCAUUAAAUACUUACUCCUUGAUUUUGCUGAAGUGGCCAAUUGAUUUAAUAGAACAGCAUUAAUAUGGAGCCUUUGCUCGAGCAAAUAAUCAACGGUCUGCUGUGCACGGACACUCAACGCAUUCGCGAGGCCACCAAUGAGCUAGCCAAGGCCCACGAAAAUCCGGCCACGUUGCCUGCCCUGUGUCAGAUUGUGGUGUCCAAGCGUGAGCCGCAAGUGCGCCAAUUUGCCGCUGUGCUGCUGAACAAGCGGCUCCAGAAACUCCGAAACUGGCAGAUGGUGCCGGCCGAGCAAAAGGAAAGCAUUAAGACGGGCAUGCUCCAGGCAAUGAUAGCUGAACAGGAAAAAUCGGUAAAGAAUGCAAUUGCUCAGUUAAUUGGGUCACUGGUGCGGCACGAGGAGGAGAAGAAGGACUCAUGGCUGGCUGAACUGUUGAACUUCACCUACAGCCAUUGUAGUGUUGAUGAUCCCAAGGAGAGCGAGCUGGGAUCCUCGAUCUUUGCCACACUGAUCGAUGCUGCACCCGAUCAGUUUAUCAGUCACAUGGACUCAAUUUGCCAAAUGUGUGCCGCUGUGCUUAUGGCCGCCGAGGCAAAGGGAGACUUAGCCACGCCCACCGUCGUUAACAUAACAAUGGGAAUGGUCUCGCUGAUGCCCUUUGUGCCCGGCCACGCAAGCGCCGAGCAAACGGUGAUAAAACUAUUGCCACUAAUUAUCAAGACAGUUUCUGCGUUUGCCCAGAAAGGUGACGCACAUGAGUUCUCGCUAGUUUUCGAUGUCAUCGACAACAUUGCCGAAUAUGCACCGAAACUGCUUAAUAACAAUGUGAAGCAGUUGGUCGAGUUCUGUCUGGAGACGGCCAACAAUAAGCAGAUUGAUGAUUCGAUUCGUGUUCAGGUGCUCACAUUUAUUGGUCGUGUGGCACGCAUCAAGAAGAAGGUGAUUGUCAAACAGAAGCUGCUUGAGCCCAUAUUGGCCGUUAUCUUUGAAAUGAUGUGCGUCGAAACUGAUUUGGAAGAUGAUGAAUACUUUUCGGAAAGCAAUCAUCCCGUGACAUCGGCAACUCAAACACUUGAUUUGCUGGCCAUCAAUAUGUCACCGGAAAAGCUCAUACCACCAAUGCUGCAGUUGCUCGAGCCGGCAUUGCAGAAUCCUGACCCAUUGCGUCGUCGUGCCGCAUUCCUGUGCAUCGCUGUCAUUGCCGAGGGCUGUGCAGAGGCUAUUUGUAACAAGUAUUUGGAAGUAAUGCUGAGCAUCAUCAAGAGCGGCAUUGUCGACAGUGAGACACCGGUGCGCGCUGUCGCCUUCUAUGCCCUGGGCCAGUUCUCCGAGCAUCUGCAGCCAGAAAUAACGAAGUUUGCGUCCCAGAUUCUGCCAGUCCUAUUUGAUUUUCUACAUCAGUUGGUUGUUGAGCUAAAGCUGGGCCACCCGGAACCGAAGCACACUCAACGUAUGUUCUAUGCUUUGGAGACGUACUGCCAGAAUCUGGAGGAGGACAUUGUUCCCCAUUUGCCGAUACUGAUGGAAUGUCUAUUCGAGACGCUGGAUCCCACGUAUUCGGCGCAUUUGCGUGUGAUGUCUCUGUCGGCCAUCUCAGCGGUUGCUGUCGCCGCCAAGGAGCAUUUGAUGCCAUAUUUUCCCAAAAUUGUUACCAUACUCCAGGUGUAUUUGGUCAAGGAGUGCGCCGAGGAUUUGACAGAGUUGCGCAACGAGGCAAUCGAUACACUAGCAUCCAUUUCACGUGUCGUGGGCAAAGAAAACUUUCUGCCCAUUGCCAAUGAUACGAUGGCCUAUUGCCUGAUGAUGCUGGAGGAGGGGCCAAAUGAUCCAGAUCUUAGGCGUGCUAUUUACAAUCUAACAGGUGCCCUGUCCAUUGUGGUCAACGAGAGCAUGUCGAGCGUGUUCCCCAAGAUCAUGGAUCGCGUUAUAGAAACGGUCAUUUCUUCGGAGGACACAGUCCCAAUUUUAAAUGCCGCUGUCCCGAAACACAUUUUCUUCGAUGAGAACGGAGACAGAAAGGAUGUUGAGAAUGACAUUGACUUGGACAACACAGAUGACGAAGAUGACAAUGAUGAUGAUGAGUAUCAGGUGGAAAAUGAUUAUUUGUACGAAAAGGAGGAAGCCAUUGUUGCCCUCAAAGAUUUUGCCGCUAACACGGGCACCGCCUUUGUUCCCUAUCUGCAAAUGGCCUUUGAGAACGUGUAUAAGGUUAUCGAUCAUCCGCAUGAGAUCAUACGCAAGGUUGCCAUCGAGGCAAUCUCUGCGUUCGUAAUUGCUUUGCACAAAAUGGGCGACGUCGAUGGUGUGACACGCGCCUGCUCGGUUGUCAUGCCCAAAUUUGCACAGAUCAUGCGUGAAGAUGAGGAUCAAAGUGUCGUCAUCCAUUUGCUGGACGUACAAGGCGAACUAUUCAAUGCAGUGGGACGUCCAGCAGUGCCCACGCAGGUGAUUGCCGAUCAGAUCUUUGCCUGCAUCAGAGAUGUGCUAAACACCAAAAUGGCUUGCCAGUUUACUGAGCAAGGCGGUGGCGGUGACGAGGAAGACACCGAGGACAGUGAGUCUGAUGAAAUGCUACUCGAGGGUGCCGGUAAUCUGUUCCCGGCAUUUGGCAAAGCGCUCACUCCGGAAAUAUUCUCCAUGUACUUUGGACGUCUCUGUCAGUACUACUUGACCAAGCUGAGCAAGGCAAAGCGAAGUGAAGCGUCCUCGCAGCGCAGUUUUGUGUAUGGCGCACUAGCCGAAUCCUUCGCCUCUCUGGGCAACUGUGUGGUCACAUACUUUGAUACGCUGUGCCCCAUCUUUAUUGCCGGCGUAACCGAUCCCGAUCCAAUGGCUCGCCAGAACUGUUACUUUGGGCUGGGCGAGCUUGUUUUGUUUGCCGAGGAGAAGUCAUUUGAAUCUUUUCAGGUUAUUUUGCAAGCUCUUUCGAGUGCCAUUGCCUCGGAGACACAAGCAUCGGCCUUGGACAACAUUUGCGGAGCAGUUGCCCGAUUAAUUGUUACCAAUUACAAUAUGGUGCCGCUUGCGCAAGUUUUGCCAGUUUUUCUCUCGCAUUUGCCACUUCGCGAAGAUACGCCUGAGAACGAUAUGGUGAACAGAGCCUUCCGCGUUCUUUACAUGCAUGCCCGUGAAGCCAUUGUGGACCAUCUGGAACAGAUCCUCGCAAUCACCAUCGAUGUAUUAUACAAGAAGCAAAUGCCCGACGAAGAGAGCAAAGUCAACGCAAUUGCCCUCGUCAAGGAUAUACGCGAGCAAUAUGCGGACAAGUUCAACAAUGUGGCGAACUCAAAUCCGGAAGUCUACGCCUUCCUCCAGACUCUGUAAGCCUCGCACGGCAACCAGUUAAGCAUCAUCUAUUGGCCGUGACAAAAUAGUUACCCACACAAUUAUAAGUCGCACACACAAUUUGAUCGUGAAGAUAACAAACGCAACUUGAUGAAUUCCAAUGCAUUCAAGAGAAAACAAAAACUAAAACCGAAAUUACAUAUUUGAAAUGAGUUUCCCAGUGAAGUCAAAAUUUUCUAACAUUGUUAUUGCCCCAAUAAAUGGAAUGUAUGAAUAGCGAAUAGUCUGAAAUAAAUAUACGAAAUCUAAACGAA